AUGACAACGAAUGGAGCCGUUCCACUAUGGACGCCUCCUGACCCCGAGUCCACGCCCAUCGCUAGAUAUCGACAACAUGUGAACAGGAAAUUCGCACAGAACCUCACAGACUCACACCAGCUCCAUCGAUGGACGGUUUCAAACCGACAUGACUUCUGGAUAGACCUCUAUCAAUACUGCGGCAUCAUUCCAGCUUUACCGAAGCACACCAAGCUGGCAUAUGAUCCGAAGCUACGUCUCCGCGACAUUCCAACAUUCUUCCCAGGGUUUAAACUCAACUACGCCGAGAAUGUUCUUGUGCCGAACACGGCGAGAAGCCCAGAUGCCGUUGCACUUGUGGGCUUGCGAGAGAAUGGGCUCGAUAACCCCGAGAACAUCACCUGGGCCGAAUUGACUGAGUUGGUGAGGAUGGCUCGAUCCGCGUUGAUUCGCCAGGGAAUCAAGAAGAACGAUGUCGUCGCCGCACUCAUGGCGAAUUCUAUUUGGAUCAUCGUCCUGUUCCUGGCUUCUGCAUCUAUCGGUGCCAUAUUUACCUCCGUCUCCCCGGACAUGGGCGUCUCGGGAUGCGUCAGCCGUUUUGCACAAGUCUCGCCAAAGGUUCUUUUCGCGGAUGUGGAUCUAGCCAUCCGAGGGGUACGUCCUGGGAUGAUGACCAAGGUCCUCCAGAUUCUGAAGGCGUUGCCUUCCCAGUCAGCAAAACCUCGGGUCGUGUGUGUGCCGACGACACAUCGACCGCACCUACAGCGAAACCUGGAAUACGUGAAACCAUUGGGUAUUUCUCUGCACACCUUCCUCCUGCAAUCCAAGACCAGCGACAGAUUAAUCUACACACCUCUACCAACAGAUCACCCGCUAGUGAUAGUCUACUCGAGCGGCACGACCGGCGAGCCUAAAUGCAUCGUCUCGCCACACAUUUCGAUCCUGAACUACAAGAAGAUCGCGUUGCUCCACAACUCGCUCGGCCCUGACAGCACGGUCUUCCAGUACUCAUCGACAUCCUGGAUCCUAUGGAACGUGAUGAACGGGCACCUCUCCGUCGGUGCCAAAGUCAUCUGCUACGACGGCGGAGCACUGUACCCAGACCCGUCGACGUUGCUGCAGAUCUGCGCAACAUUCAAAGCCACCUACUGGGGCACCAGCCCACGGUACCUGCUGGAGCUCGAACAGUCGAGCAUAUCUCCAUCGGCGUUCGAUCUCUCCGGUCUGCGCCUCGUCACCACCACGGGCGCGACACUGACCGGCGAGCAGUUUCAAUGGUUCUACAGCGCGUUUCCCAAAACGAUCCACCUCUCCUCCGUAGCGGGCGGCACCGACAUCGCCAGUUCCUGGGUCGCAACCAAUCCGGCAGGACCCGUCUACGCCAAUGAGAUGCAGAUGUGGGCGCUCGGCCACGACUGCGACAUCCUCGACACCACGACUGGCGAAUCCAUCGCGAUCACCGGUGAGCCCGGCGAGCUCGUCUGCCGCAAUACGUUCCCCUCGAUGCCGUGCCGCUUCUGGGGCGACGUCGGACACAAGAAAUACCGCGAGGCGUAUUUCGAGAAGUUCUGGGUCGAGGAGACGGACCCUGGGGAUGCGAAGGCGAAGAAGAAGGAGGACUGGCUUGACGUGUGGGCCCAGCACGAUUUCAUCCUGAUGAACCCGAGGACUCGAGGCGUGCAGAUCCUCGGCCGCUCCGAUGGCGUGCUGAACCCGAGUGGCAUCCGGUUCGGGUCGUCCGAGGUCUACAACAUCGUCGAGGGACCGGCCUUCAACGCGGUGCUGGCGGACACGUUGUGUGUGGGCCGGAGGCGGAAGCACGAUAAGGACGAGACGGUGUUUCUGUUUGUCAUCAUGGCGCAAGGCCACGAGGGAGAGUUUGACAACGCGCUGGUCUCGAGGAUCAAGGACGCCGUGCGUGACGGCCUCAGUGCCCGCCAUGUCCCCAAGUUCGUCUUCCAGGUCAAAGAGAUUCCCUACACGAUCAAUGGGAAGAAGGUCGAGAUUGCCGUCAAGAAGGUCAUUUCGGGCCUGGAUGUCAAGCUCAGCUCGACCGUGCGGAACCCUGCUUGUUUGAGGGACUAUGAGCGAUUUAGAGACGUCGAGAGGAUGCCUCGUGCUGAGAGGUUGUGA
Molecule: messenger RNA, 2112 nt
Organism: Exophiala bonariae
Lineage: Eukaryota; Fungi; Ascomycota; Eurotiomycetes; Chaetothyriales; Herpotrichiellaceae
Exons: 1
Coding region: 1-2112 (703 amino acids)
Biological process (GO): lipid metabolic process
Molecular function (GO): acetoacetate-CoA ligase activity
Source: RefSeq, a predicted model, not a curated record